AUGGGUGUCAAAGGUUUAGCACCAUUUAUUCGUAAACAGUGUCCUCAAUAUUCUGUCAAACGUGGUUUAAGAGAAUAUUAUGGACGAGUUAUUGCUAUCGAUGCUUCGUUUCUGAUGUGUCGUUUCGUGAAAGUGAUGGAGGAAAAUACGAAACAACCGCACAUGAUUGGGCUGUACAAUUUUUUGAACGAAGUUUUUGAGUAUUCGAUCCGACCUUUGUUUGUGUUCGACGGGAAUCCACCUCAAGAAAAAGGUCGUGGUGAUGUGGGACCGUUAGUAAAGGAGAUGAGGGAUGAUUGGAAACGAUUUUUGCAAGAACUUGGUUUGUGUUAUGUGGAAGCUCCGGGGGAGGCCGAGGCGCAAUGCGCGAUAUUGGAGAUGCGGGGUUUGGUGUAUGCCGUUGUGACUGAUGAUCUCGAUUCUAUUGCGUUCGGGACUAAACGGAUCUUAACGGGGUUUGGAAAGAGAGGAUGUAAUGAAAUAAACGGUGAGAAGGUACGAGAGUUGUUCGGAGGAAGGGAAAAGUUUAUCGAGGCAUGCGUGCUAUCUGGAUGUGAUUACUGUGAAGGUAUGAAAGGUGUGGGUAUGAAACGGGCUCUUUCCUUGGUAAGAGAGGGCAGAACGAGUCUUACCGAGGAAAUGGAAAUUGCUAAGUGUUUAUUAACUCUGCCAAAGGUCGAAAGAAAUUUAACGAUUUCUUGGGCACGAAAAUCAAACGAAUCGAUAAAACAAACAUUGGAAAACUUUAAUAUACGAAAAAAUGUAACUUCAUUUAUUAAACACUAUGAAAACACUUUUAGUACUAGACAGUUAACUAUAAAUGAAUAUUUUUCUGUAUCGAAAUAA
This is a messenger RNA of Racocetra persica, 846 nucleotides long. NCBI's taxonomy places the organism in Eukaryota, Fungi, Glomeromycota, Glomeromycetes, Diversisporales, Gigasporaceae. The record is from the annotation of a GenBank genome assembly.